Messenger RNA from Clonostachys byssicola, 258 nucleotides. The record is from the annotation of a GenBank genome assembly. Lineage: Eukaryota; Fungi; Ascomycota; Sordariomycetes; Hypocreales; Bionectriaceae.
AUGCCUUUUAUUGCUACAGGAACCACCGGCGUGCACCAGUUGCGGCGCUCAAGCAAGGACUUGAUGGUAGAUCUGAUGGCAACCAAGGUCCCUGUUACAAGGCCAGCCGCCCAAGCUAGCAUGGGAAAGUCUUCUACUACGGAGAAUACCUCGAAGGAGAUGGAGGCCGCGAGCGCACUCGUGUCUCUUUCCUCGGUUCAAACUACGGCCGAGGAUGUGGAGGCUGCUAAUAUCCUACUGGCCAUGUCGAGGUCUUGA